UUUUUUCACAGAAAAUAAUAAUAAUUUGUUACCCCGCAAAAUAUUUGUCAGUGUUCUUCUAUUGGCCGAAAGGGGGUAGGGUGAAGAAGAAAUUGGAAACUACAUUGUUGAAUUGUUUUCUUGGCCUUUUCUUUAGCUUUCCAAGAAAUUUGUUACUACCAUUACUCCGUUAGUCAGAGAGAUAGAAACAGGCUAUGGCUCCUGCCGGCGAGGAAUCAGGCGCUGCAGGUGAAGCCAUGGUUGCUCAAGGCCCAAUUUCCAAUAUCCUCAUUAUAAUCGCUAUGCAGACGGAAGCGAUGCCUGUGGUGAACAGAUUCCAGCUUACGGAGGAACCAGAGCCUGCGUUUCCAAAAGGGGUUCCUUGGGUUCGCUAUCAUGGUAUUUACAAGGAUCUCCAUAUCAACCUGGUGUGGCCAGGAAAAGAUUCAAAUCUAGGGGUCGAUAGUGUAGGCACAGUUUCUGCAUCUCUUGUGACAUAUGCUGCUAUCCAAGCAUUACAGCCUGACUUAAUCAUCAAUGCAGGCACUGCUGGUGGCUUUAAGGCGAAAGGAUCAUCUAUUGGUGAUGUGUACCUUGUAAGCGAUGUUGCUUUCCAUGACAGAAGAAUCCCUAUCCCUGUUUUUGAUCUGUAUGGUGUUGGUUUACGUCAGGCUUACUCAACACCCAAUCUUCGGAAGGACCUUAACCUGAAGAUUGGCAAGUUGUCUACUGGAGACUCUUUGGACAUGUCUACACAGGACGAAGCAACAAUUAUUGCAAAUGAUGCUUCAGUUAAAGACAUGGAGGGAGCUGCAGUUGCUUAUGUUGCUGACCUUUUGAAAGUCCCUGUAAUAUUUGUAAAAGCAGUGACUGAUAUUGUAGAUGGUGACAAGCCAACUGCAGAGGAAUUCCUGCAGAAUUUGGCUGCAGUGACUGCUGCACUUGACCAGGCAGUUGCCCAAGUAGUUGAUUUCAUCAACGGAAAGUCUCUCUCUGAACUUUGAAAUCCCUCGAGCUUCACUUCAUGAUUAAUCUGAAUAUUAUCUGAGAAAGUAUCAUAUGUGGAUUGGUGUAUAAGUUGCCAUGUUUGUUUAAAGAAAUGUGAUGUCUGGGCUAGAACCACUAUUACUUGAAAGCAUAUGAAUUGAGCGGCUUAAAAGGUGAAUGUUGAUAAAUCAUAGUCAUUUUACUCGAUUUGUGAGUGUUCACACCUUGAUUUACAAUUAUUUCAAUACACGGAUUUAGUUCA
Messenger RNA from Manihot esculenta (cassava), 1228 nucleotides. Its product is annotated as 5'-methylthioadenosine nucleosidase. Gene Ontology annotation, molecular function: methylthioadenosine nucleosidase activity. The transcript has 8 exons. Lineage: Eukaryota; Viridiplantae; Streptophyta; Magnoliopsida; Malpighiales; Euphorbiaceae. Gene Ontology annotation, biological process: nucleoside metabolic process. The coding region runs from base 195 to 983 and encodes 262 amino acids. The record is from RefSeq and is a predicted model, not a curated record.